Messenger RNA from Pyrenophora tritici-repentis Pt-1C-BFP, 940 nucleotides. The record is from RefSeq and is a predicted model, not a curated record. Lineage: Eukaryota; Fungi; Ascomycota; Dothideomycetes; Pleosporales; Pleosporaceae.
AUGGCACUAGUAGCAUACCGCAAUCUGCUGCGGUCAGCGCGCAUUGCUUUCCAAGGUAAUACACAGCACUUGGUCCAUGUCUCGCACAUGCUCACUUUAGUAGGCGACAUGAACACCCUUUUCGCCGCCCGCGCAGAGACCCGCAAGCACUUUGAGGAGAACCGCAACCUACGGGUUGGAAGUGAAGAGCUAGAAAGUGCACUGGUACAUGCCAAGGACGUAGCAAAGUUUCUGCGAGAGAAUGUGGUUCAAGGACAAGCAGAGGACGAGGACAAAUACAAGCUACGGAUUCACGAGUACACUGAACGAGGAGACAAUGAGGAUAUCAAAAAAGGAAAGGGAAAGAGUACAUUAGGCGGAACUAAAUGCUGUUCCUCCUAGGCUUUUAUCCACAAGAAAAUGAAUCGUGAUACCCAUGCUGCAGUCCACGCAACACAAAACGCCGGCCCAAUGCAAGUGUUACCAAACUAGUUGCCUUCCAAACUGGCAUACUUCACAUCGUCGUCCUCUCCUGGUGGAGGCGCAACAAUCAUGCUGUCCAAGCUGUUCUGUGGAGCAGCCUGGAUAGCAGCUUGAGUAGCCGCAGCCCGUCGGGAUGAACCCGCUACCUGUCGUCCCUCCUUUGCGUAUUGCAUCCUAACAUUCUGAUCCAAGCUGUCCAACUGCUUCGGCUUGCCCCAAGUGACCCGCAUUGGGCAGCCCUUGAUGACAACCUUGCCCUUCAGUGUUUCUGCCGCAGUCUCUGCGUCUUUCCUGUUGACAUAAUUGACGUAUGCGCAAUGCGCGCGAUGUGAGCAGACCAGCGACCUGAGCUGACCAUAUUGUGUAAAGUGUUUGCGGAGUUCGUGCUCGGGCAGAUCGUCUUCAACACCAGUGACGAAGAGUGAUGCGACGUUGGAAUCGGAAGGCGGAAGCCAGUCUUGCGGGUUCGGCUCAGCCG